Messenger RNA from Micromonas pusilla CCMP1545, 786 nucleotides. RefSeq lists its product as uncharacterized. The record is from RefSeq and is a predicted model, not a curated record. The transcript has a single exon. Lineage: Eukaryota; Viridiplantae; Chlorophyta; Mamiellophyceae; Mamiellales; Mamiellaceae. Bases 1 to 786 code for a protein of 261 amino acids.
AUGCCGUGCCAGGCCGCGAUCGACUUCGCGUCCAAGGCGGUGGAGGCGGACAACGACGGCGACAUCGCUCGCGCGAUCGAGCUCUACGACAAGGCAGCCGCGGCGCUCGACGACGCGGCGAACGCCGCGCCCGCGGACGAGGCCGCGUCCAUGCGCGCGAAAGCGACCGAGUACCGCGCCAGGGUCGCGAAGCUCCAGCCGAAGCUCCAGGCGGAGAAGAUGGCCGCGAUGGCGUCCGGCGCCGCGGCGCUGCAGCAGGGCGCGACGGUCGCGUCUCAAGCGCAGAAGGGCGUGAGCACCGCGGGCGGGUACUCCACGAUGGCGGGCGCGGGCGCCGUCGCCGCCGUCGCCGGGCUCGCCGUCGUGGGCCCGAUCACCGCCGUCGCCGCGGGCACGGCCGCGGUGUACGCCACGACGCGCAAAGACAACAUAGGGGACAUCGCGCGGACGACGGGGAAGUACACCGCGUCCGCGGCGAGCGCGGCGAAGGCGUUCAACGACGAGCACGACGUCACGGGCAAGCUGUACGAGUGCGGGAAGACGGCGGCGGCGAAGCUGAAGGAGGCGAACCAAAAGUACGGCAUCACCGGGAGGUUAUUCAGCGCCGCGAAGACGGGCGCGGCGAAGGCGAAGGAGAUCAACGAGAAGCACGACAUCACCGGGAAAGUCGGAAGGGGCGCGGCGACGGGGUUGACGAAGGCGACGGAGUUGAUGGGCGGGGGCGCACCAGGGGGCGACGACGGGGAGAAAUUGAAAGCCGACGCGCUCCCGAGCGCGCCGCGGUGA